AAGUGUUAUUUGUCAUCAAUUAUUCUUAUAACGUUGUAAUUUGGUCACGUUCGAUUCCAAUAGAUUGCUUUUUUUAGACUUCCAAAUCGUUCUAAGGGAUUAUCAUUUUAUAUUAUCUGGAUUAUUAUCGAGAAUUACUGAGUUAUCAUUUUAUGAUCCAUACUUACCUACUAGGACUGCGUAAACAAUAAUGUCUCAUACAAUACUGUUAGUACAACCUGGUGUCAGACCUGAAACAAGAACAUAUUCUGAUUAUGAAAGCAUUAAUGAAUGUAUGGAAGGAGUUUGUAAAAUUUAUGAAGAACAUCUAAAGAGACGAAAUCCAAACACUCCAACUAUUACUUACGAUAUUAGUCAAUUAUUUGAUUUCGUGGAUCAAUUAACGGAUUUAUCUUGUCUUGUCUACCAAAAAUCGACAAAUACUUAUGCUCCUUAUAAUAAGGAUUGGAUCAAAGAAAAGAUAUAUGUUUUAUUGCGUAGAGCUGCGGGACAUGGAGAGUAAUCGAUACAUAAGUACAUAUAUAUUCGGGUAUAUGUUGUGAUCGUACUCGCGAGCACAGCACAACUUCGUCGCGUUUAAGAAAAAUACAGAAAAUUAGAAUCAGACUACAAUUUCGCAUACAGAACGACAUACGAAAAGGACCGCUCAGCUGUGUAAUAGAUGGGUGACUCUCAUGAGUGGGGAAAAUUGGAGGGCGAGAAAGAUAA
Molecule: messenger RNA, 708 nt
Organism: Trachymyrmex septentrionalis
Lineage: Eukaryota; Metazoa; Arthropoda; Insecta; Hymenoptera; Formicidae
Gene: e(r)
Product: enhancer of rudimentary homolog
Exons: 4
Coding region: 191-502 (103 amino acids)
Source: RefSeq, a predicted model, not a curated record